GACGAAAUUUCCGAUAAGCUUAUGGUAACUGCUCCACCUCUCUCCAAUAUUUUUUCUUGUCCAAAUCCUUUUGUCUCUUUCUUUUUACCUCUUUCCUUGCAAAGAGCUUCUCUUCAGUGGUUAAAUAAGAAAGUGAAUAUUUUCUCUCAAACAUCUCUCUCUCUCUCUUUCAAACUUUCAAACACAUUCUUAAUUUCCUCCUCGUCUCUCUUGAACUACACACAGUUUCUCUUCUCUUGCUGAAAACCAGUUUAAACAAAUCUGUCUGAAUAAUUCUUGGUUGUUUUUUAUUUUGAAAUUUAAAAUUUUAUAAAGAUAAGGUAAAAAAAAAAAAAAAAAUGAGGCAAAUUGUUAUUACAGCAAUUGUUUUACUACAAGCUUCUGUUCUUCUUCACAAAUCCACAUGUGAUGUUGUGUUCCUCAACACACAAGAAGAAUCUCUUGCUCCUCAGCCUUCUUCUGCUCCUUUCACUCCUUCCUUAUCUCCUGGAUAUCGACAGGGAGAGCAUAAACAACCUAGUGACAAAAUGAGACUGGUGAUUUCACUUGGAGCUUCUUUUUCCUUAGUUGCAAUCAUCUUAGUUUGCUCUCUUUGGGUUUUCCAUAGAAGAAGAAACCUCAAGAACUCAGGCUGCGAGUGCGGUUUCUCACGGUUCUUGAAUCGCUCAAAAACACUGGACAAGAGAUAUACAAAGCAGGGAGUAGCGCCUUUGAUUGAUUACAGUACGAUAGAAAAGGGAACUAAUGGUUUCAACGAGAGUAACAUAUUGGGUCGAGGCGGAUUUGGAUGCGUUUAUUUAGCUACACUAGACAACAACGUUCAAGCCGCCGUUAAGAAGCUAGACUGUGACAAUGACGAAGCAGCAAAAGAGUUUAAGUGUGAGGUUGAGAUAUUGAGUAAGAUCCAGCACCCGAAUAUAAUCUCCUUAUUGGGUUAUAGCACCAAUGAUACUGCAAGAUUCAUCGUCUAUGAGCUGAUGCCGAAUGUAUCUCUAGAAUCUCACUUGCACGGAUCUUCUAGAGGUUCGUCCAUCACAAUCACAUGGCCUAUGAGGAUGAAGAUUGCUCUUGACAUAGCGAGGGGACUAGAGUAUUUACAUGAACGUUGCCGUCCAGCGAUCAUUCACAGGGACUUGAAAUCUUCCAACAUAUUAUUGGAUUGUAAUUUCAACGCUAAGAUUUCAGAUUUUGGUCUUGCUGUUGUGAAUGGACCAAAGAAGAAGAACCUUAAACUCUCAGGAACAGUUGGCUACGUUGCACCAGAGUAUCUUCUCGACGGCCAGUUGACAGAGAAGAGUGACGUGUAUGCUUUUGGAGUAGUGUUAUUAGAGCUUUUACUUGGGAAAAAACCUGUUGAGAAGAUAGGUCCUGGUGAAUGUGAAUCCAUCAUCACUUGGGCAAUGCCUUAUCUCACUGAUAGAACCAAGUUACCAAACGUCAUAGAUCCUGCUAUUAAAGACACUAUGGACUUGAAACAUCUUUACCAGGUAGCAGCAGUGGCGGUUUUGUGCGUGCAGCCAGAACCUAGUUAUAGACCGUUGAUUACAGACGUGUUGCAUUCUCUUAUACCUUUGGUUACCAUGGAACUUGGUGGAACUUUGAAAACCAUCAGAAGAUCUGCUUCCAUGGAUCACUCUUAGUACCGGUUAUUUUUUAAUCGGUUUAAGAUUGACCCGUUAGGUGGUUUUGAUGUGUAUAUAUUGGGUUGGAAAGUUCUUGACCGGAACAUCGUAGUAACAGAGUUUUUCUUUCAUCUUUUGCGUCCUUCCAAACAAAAAUUAUUUCCGUUCACUGUUGUCUGUUGAACUCAAUUGUCAUGUAAAUGAGAGACUUCUUUUUCAGGUUAAAAAAUUGAGAAUAAUUUACAUAAUUAUUUUCAGUUAUGCUCCGUA
Messenger RNA from Brassica oleracea var. oleracea, 1892 nucleotides. Its product is annotated as probable receptor-like protein kinase At1g80640. Gene Ontology annotation, molecular function: ATP binding; protein kinase activity. The transcript has 10 exons. The coding region runs from base 339 to 1640 and encodes 433 amino acids. The record is from RefSeq and is a predicted model, not a curated record. Gene Ontology annotation, biological process: protein phosphorylation. Lineage: Eukaryota; Viridiplantae; Streptophyta; Magnoliopsida; Brassicales; Brassicaceae.